Molecule: messenger RNA, 3782 nt
Organism: Xiphophorus hellerii (green swordtail)
Lineage: Eukaryota; Metazoa; Chordata; Actinopteri; Cyprinodontiformes; Poeciliidae
Gene: slc1a8b
Product: solute carrier family 1 member 8b
Exons: 11
Coding region: 1945-3615 (556 amino acids)
Biological process (GO): L-glutamate transmembrane transport
Cellular component (GO): plasma membrane
Molecular function (GO): neutral L-amino acid transmembrane transporter activity; L-glutamate transmembrane transporter activity; glutamate:sodium symporter activity
Source: RefSeq, a predicted model, not a curated record
UAGCCGUACAAAAACCUCCCUCAGUCAGACUGCAGACACUCUGAGCUGUUAGAGCAGAAACUGAACAGACUCUGAUACAGACCACUGAACACAGAGACGAAACCUCACCAUCUGUUUCUCAGUUCAGUAUUUCUUCUAUUUAUGGUCUUUCCACAGAUUAAAACCUCAGUGAAUCACAAUAAAGCAAAACCCUUUCAUGCCAUUUUUACUCCAAUUUAGAUUUUUGACAGAGAUAAAAGUGACUUGAUUUAAAUAAUUGCUUUUCAGCGUAAGUCAGUUAAGGGUAUACCUUAUUAUUUUUCUUUGUUUCAAAUAAAAUCUUCUUUAACACUAAUUAUCAUCUUUUAAGUCACUGGCUGCUGCCUGCAGUUCUGAUUUAGCUUCAGCAUCAGUAGAGAGAUGCUGCUUCUCUGGACUUUGUUGAAAGAUUUGUUGUUUUACCUCAUUUAUCAUCCUGCUAACAGCAGCAGAGUAAAUGUGGGCUUUCGUCCACCCCUGAUUUCUAUCUUUGUGAUUUUAUAAUUAUUGUUUUGACUGUGCACGUUGAGCCAAGUAGCUUCACUGAAACCAGACUCUUACAAACAUACACAUUUUCUUCCUUGUUGUUUCACAUUAAUUCAGACCAAAUUUUCCAAAAUUCAUUUAAAUCAAAAGGUAAACUUCUAGCUUGUGAUGAUUUAAUCUAAAACAAAUAUCUUUACUGUGGGUUUUGCUACACUGAAUUGUCUCUCCGUGUCAGAUUAUGUUACUGCAAUAAAAUGUAAUUUAUUUAAGAGUGUGUGAACAAAUAUUUACCACAGUUGCUGAAACCCAUGAAGAACCUACUGUAUGUGCCAUAGUGCAAUUUGACAGAUUCCAUUUUUUUGAAGUUGCCAAAUAGAAUCAAGAGUAAAAUAAUUUUUGCUACAGUCCUUAAGGUUUUUUCUGCAGGGCAGGUAUGCUAAUUUAUGCUAGCAGCUAUUGAACUGAUCACUUUAAAAUGCUUUAGUUGCCAUCUUUUGAAUAAACCUACAUUUGGUCAGUGGAAGUGGGUAAAUAAAUGUAUUCCAACAAAGUACUGAUGUAUUUAGAGGACAUCUUUCUGGUUUGUACCAUGUCAUGUUCCACCAAAGCACAGAUUAGGUUUUAUUGGAUUGUUCACGGUUGACGUGGGCGGCCAUUGUUAGGCAGGACAAGCUGAUGUUGGCGUCCUUUCUUAGAUCAGCGCGCAGCCAGAGACGUCAGCAGACGUCGGUUGACUGCAGAAUUAAGAAGUCAUGCAAACAGGUCACAGAAAUCGACCGACAACUGGGACAGCGGAGAACAAAGACAAGCUGCGGCUGCGGCAUUUGGACGCCACUCUCAAUCCUACUUUAUGACAACAGACAUGUAGAAAAACACGCAUUUCUUCCAUUUUCUAAAGGCCAAUUCCAAAUAUUUGUAACCAUUAAUUAUAUAUCGACGUGUAUUAUUAAAAUAAAAGUAAUUUCUGAAGCUUAAAAGCAUUAGCAAGUCACACUAAUUUAAGUGAAACUUUGAGUUUUCUUAAAGACAACAAAGACGCCAUAGAGUUGGGUGCCUGUGUGCUCUGGUUUCAUGAAUGGCAAGGCUUGUAGGUGGGUACCAAUAAUCUGCAAUGGGCUAUGAAUGGGGGCACUAAUUGGUGCUGCUGUCUUUCCUUUAACCUCUCCAGUAAGCCUCUGUGGCUGUGAAGGAGCCUCUAUUAGAGGGAGAUAGGGAUAAUCCCUUUAAGCAAUGCUUUACCGGGAAUCAGUCUUGUCGACACUUCCUCUCUCAGACUGGAUGAGCUCCUCAGUGUUUAGCAGGACCCACAUCAGGUCAGGUUCACAUUCUGUCCCCAGACUCACUUUCCAGUUGGGACACACUCAGACACCGUGAGGCCCUCGGAGAGCGUUUGGACGUCAGGGGCCCGCGGCUGGGCUGAGGACCGAGUCUGAAGCAGGGAUGGAGACGUGGAAGAAGCUGUUUAAACGCGUGGUGUCUGUGAAAGUCAGGGAGUACGUGAAGGACUACUGUAAAAGGAACGGGCUGCUGACUCUGUCCGUGUUUGCCGUCAUCACCGGCUGCGUUCUUGGAUUUGCGCUGAGGACGUUCAACCUCUCCACGCAGGCAAAGAUCUAUUUCUCUUUCCCUGGAGAAUUAUUGAUGAGGAUGCUGAAGAUGUUAAUCCUGCCACUCAUUACUUCCAGUCUGAUGUCUGGCCUGUCGGCCAUGGACACGAAGGCCAGCGGCCGCCUGGGUGUCCUGACGAUAACGUACUACCUGUGGACAACCUUCAUCGCCGUGAUUGUGGGGAUCGUCCUGGUGCUGAUCAUUCACCCGGGGACGGGGCAAGAGAAAGAAGGUCACCAUGGAAGCACGGGCCCCGUCAUGACCUCCGCCGACGCUCUGCUCGACCUCAUCAGGAACAUGAUCCCAUCGAAUCUAAUUGAAGCUACAUUUCAGCAGUACCGGACGGACCUGGUGCCAAGUGUGCAGAGCUCCAACGAGAAAGAGUCUCAGGCCAACUUCGUCUACGUCAUGCCUGAUUAUCACAACCCUCGACUCGGCCACCCUGUUUUCUUGGAGAUCACGCCGGCGCCUGACAUCAAGUAUAAAAUCGUUCCCAGUACGAGCAAAGGCAUGAAUGUGUUGGGGAUUGUCAUCUUCUCAGCAACCAUGGGUCUGCUGCUGGGGAAGAUGGGCGAACGUGGAUUGCCUCUGGUCAACGUGUGCCAGUGCAUAAACGAGUGCGUGAUGAAGAUCAUUAAUGCGGCCAUGUGGUACUUCCCCUUUGGCAUAGUGUUCCUGGUCGCAGGGAAGAUCCUGGACAUGCACGACCCAGCCCACCUGGGAGAGAAACUGGGCAUGUACUUCAUCACCGUCCUGGCUGGUCUGUUCGUGCACGGCCUCAUCCUGCUGCCUCUCUUCUACUUCUUCUUUACCCGCAAAAACCCCUUUGCGUACAUCCGAGGCCUGUUGCAAGCCCUCGUCAUUGCUCUGGCGACUUCGUCCAGCUCAGCCACGCUACCGAUCACAAUGAAGUGUCUCCUGGAGAACUGCGGGGUGGACAGGCAGAUUGCCCGCUUCGUCCUGCCGGUGGGAGCCACCAUCAACAUGGACGGGACGGCCUUGUAUGAGGCCGUGGCAGCUAUAUUUAUUGCUCAGGUCAAUGAUUAUGACUUGGACUUCGGCCAGCUGGUAACCAUUAGUAUUACAGCAACAGCAGCCAGCAUUGGGGCAGCUGGCAUACCUCAAGCAGGUUUGGUUACCAUGGUGAUAGUCCUGACCUCUGUGGGGUUACCGCCUGCUGACAUCUCCCUGAUCGUGGCUAUCGACUGGGUUCUCGAUCGGUUUCGGACGAUGAUCAACGUUCUGGGUGAUGCAUUAGCAGCUGGGAUUAUGGCGCACUUGUGCAAAAAGGACUUUGACAAAGCAGCAGCUGUUGCAGCCAAUUCUUCUGCUGGUUCUUCUGUCAGUAAGGAAAGGAGAGACACCGUAAUCUCGUUUGGCAAUCAGAGUGUGGCCAUGUCCGACACGCCUCUGAUCACACACCGCUGCGACUAUGUGUUCGAGGUGGAUGGAGACAACGUGCUGGAGAGGCCCGUGCCCUGCUAUAAUCUCUGCCAAGUCUGAGCCCCCCUGUUUUAUAGAGGGAACUGAAAGGGAUUCAUGAGAUUCAUUCAUACUUGAAGCACAGGGAGCUUAGUUUUGGGAGGGAAUACAGUACAUCUUCAUAGUCAAGCAAUCUGAGGAGUCAAGGCGGAGUGGCUUAACGUGUAUUUUGCCAGUGCCAUGCUGAA